AUCUGCUUCCUGCUAAGCCUAGAGGAGGCGGGUAAUCUCGGAAACAAAGAAACAUCGGGCCGUCGCUUAUAAAACGGCGUCGCGGUGCCUUAAACCAAAACACUUUUGAUUGAACCGUAUACCGACGACUCACGCGAGAAUCGCACUCGAAAGUGAAAUCACAACAAACGCAUCACGGCCUACUGCGAUUUAAGUUUUGUCUUUGACAAAAGAAAAAAAAAACGCGAUUUCAGUUCGAGUUUUGACAUAGUGGUUAACAAACUUUUGGAUAUUUUUUGCUUCCAAGGAUUUUACUACUUGAAUAAAGAUGCGUCCUCCAGCUCAAUAUGACGGUCAAGUGGCCAAUGAAGCUGAAGCCGAAGCUGAACAACCCGAUCCUAGAAUGGUGGCUAUGAUGAUCAGCACCAGGAUGGCAGGACGGGCUGUUAUAAGGGUAGUUGGAAGGUGUGAAGAAGCUCAAGAGAAUCAAGAAUUAGAUCUCUCAAAUUGCCAGUUAAUGCAAGUUCCAGACGCCGUUUAUCAUUUGAUGAGGCACACCGAACUCAAAACCUGUGAUCUUAGCGAAAAUGUAAUUACGAAAAUUCCUCCUAAAUUUGCAAUUAAAUUUAAUCUUCUUACAGACUUGAAUUUGGCCCGCAACCGCAUGGCUAAUCUCCCGGACGAAUGUGCCGAAAUGAAAAACUUGGAAAGACUGGAUAUUGCUCAGAACAGUUUCACUUCGUUGCCACCUUGUACAUUGAGAAUGCCUAAAUUGAGGUCCCUUAAAGCUAGUGAUAAUAAUAUAAUCGAUGUAGAAAUCGAAUAUCUAUCAGAAGCCCCAGCGCUUGAAAGUAUAGACUUGGAACGGAACCCGUUGGCACCACGGAUCCACGAUCAACUAUCCAGGAUCACAAAAGUCAAUGUUACGUUAUCGCCAAGACAAACAGAAGACUGGGAAGAUCUCACCAUUUGAGAUUGCUGUGAUUGAUGUAUUGUCACUAGAUCUCCUUGAAUUGAUUGUGAGAAUUUUUUGCAAUAAUUAGGAAAGGAAUUUGGAAUCCUUAACUAUUUUUUAAUUAUUGCAAUUUUAGUAUUACUUAUUUAAGUACUCUUGCUGUAAAUUUACAUACAACAAGGUGGCCGAGUUUAUAUUGUAUAGUGUUAGUUUUUUACUUACUAAUAUUUUGUACUUAAUUUUAAGUACUGAUGACUUAUAAUAAGGAAGUUUACUGCACUUAUUUUCAAAGCAAUGCUUUAUUUGUAAACUUUCCUUUUGUGUGACGUUUUAUAUUAAUUAAUUUAUAUCCUGGAAAAGUUACCUUAUAUUUAGAUUUUAGACGAAAGAUGUUCUAGCGACUUUUUCUUAACUUUGGUAAGCCAACUUCAGGUAUUCAAAAAUUUAGUGAAGCUUUUUAUACAUGUUUAAGGCUUACCAAAGUUUAAAUGGUUAAUUCAAACUAGAAUAUUUUGUUGAAGUUUCCCUUCCACGAACUUUGGCUUUUUCAUCUAGUCAAAUUUGUGAUAUAUGUACAUAUUAUAUUAUAUUAUGUAAGAAGGUAGUCUUGGCCGACUAGUUAACAAACAAUCUUCUAAUUUUGUUGGGGGAUAAAUCGAAACAUGACUCUUGGACCAAGCUUUCGGAAAUCUUGAUUUUGUUUUUAGAAGCUACAAUUUGAAAAUGAAGGCUAUCAUAAGUAACAAUUAUAGAUGUUGUACAAUUACUCCUUAAAUGCAAAGUGAGUUAUAAUUCUAACAUAAUAUCUAUAUUCUUUUCACAUUUGUUAACUUCAUCAAAUGAUGUAGUCGCCUUUAUAAAGCUUGGUCCAGUAAAAAAAAGGGGGUCAUUCUAAGAUUUUUGCUCUUCAUCAUGGCCGCUACCCCAACAAACAUAAAAGAUUGUUCAUAUUAUAUUACGUGGAUGUUUAAGCAUCCUUUGUGUUUAUAGUAAUGUAGAAUGUAGAAGAAAACAAUUUGAAUAAAUUAAUUUUGAAUAUUUUAA
Molecule: messenger RNA, 1978 nt
Organism: Ceutorhynchus assimilis (cabbage seed weevil)
Lineage: Eukaryota; Metazoa; Arthropoda; Insecta; Coleoptera; Curculionidae
Source: the annotation of a GenBank genome assembly